This is a messenger RNA of Juglans regia (Persian walnut), 1313 nucleotides long. Its product is annotated as cyclase-like protein 2. The record is from RefSeq and is a predicted model, not a curated record. NCBI's taxonomy places the organism in Eukaryota, Viridiplantae, Streptophyta, Magnoliopsida, Fagales, Juglandaceae. Gene Ontology annotation, molecular function: arylformamidase activity. The transcript has 6 exons. Bases 258 to 1082 code for a protein of 274 amino acids.
AUACUGUGUAUCAUUUGUCAGCAUGUAGAGAAUCAUGACCGCGAAUCAGAUUCUUGUUGAGUCCUAAAUAGAUAUUAGAAAUGAUUUUAUUUUUUUUAUUUUUUUGGGUUUCUGAUCAAAUAUUUUUUUAAGCAAUAUAGAUAUCAUCGGGCAUCAAAUCUCUGUCAAAGUUUUACUCGGAACACAAUCGAGUAUUCGACACUGCAGGUCAAACUCCAACCAAACUCUCCGAUUUCAUCUUCAAGGAGCUUACUACCAUGGCUUACCUACUCAUCCUCCUCCUAUUCUGUGCCGCGUCGCUGACGAUCCCCGCCACCGCCACCGCCACCACCGCAUACCCCUCUGUCCCUGGCACCGAAACCACCGACUGCUCGCUCUCCGAAAACUACGGCGACCUCAUCCCGGUUCGCCGAGAGGUCUAUGAUGGAGGUCGAAUCAUCGAUAUCAGCCACAGGUAUACCACGGACAUGCCUUCGUGGGAAUCGAGUGACGGGGUCGGUCAGUUCCUCUGGCUCCCGAAGAGCAUGAAGAACGGUUCACUCGCCAACAACUCGGAAAUGAAACUGCCCGCUCACACUGGCACGCACGUUGAUGCCCCGGGCCAUGUUAUCGAUCGCUACUUCGACGCUGGCUUCGAUGUCGACACGCUUGACUUGGAAGUGCUAAAUGGUCCAGCACUGUUAGUUGAUGUUCCAAGGGACAAGAACAUAACUGCUGAAGUUAUGAAGUUUCUAAAUAUCCCCAGGGGAGUACGUCGGGUCCUUUUCAGAACAUUAAAUACUGACAAGCGGCUUAUGUUUAAAAAGGAGUUUGACACCAGCUAUGUGGGAUUUAUGAAGGAUGGAGCGAAAUGGUUGGUGGAGAACACCGACGUCAAACUUGUGGGAAUUGAUUACUUAUCGGUUGCUGCCUUUGAUGAUUUGAUCCCAUCUCAUCUUGUUUUUUUGGAAGGCAGGGAAAUCAUCCUGGUGGAAGGCCUUAAGCUCGAUGACGUCGCUGCAGGAAUAUAUACGGUCCAUUGCUUACCUCUUAGGUUGUUUGGUGCUGAGGGAUCACCAAUCAGAUGCAUCCUCAUCAAAUAAUGUUAAGCCUCUGCGGAGGUGUUGAGCUAGAGAGAGAGAGAGAGAGAGAGAGAGAGAGAGAGAGAGAGAGAGAGAGGUCUAGCAACAUAGUUUGGUACAGUUUUCUGAUAUUUGUGCACACGUUAUUACGAGUUAUGCGCAACGUAAUAAAGGUCUUUGACGCUGAAUUUAUAAGUUGUAGCUAGAUUUUACCGCACAAGAAUGAAGGUUUAGACUUGGCUGAUCCUGUCA